AUGGUGAUGAAUCCGAUCGAGUCGGCCUCAGACCCUGGGGAACCCUCCAAAGAUUCAGAUGUUGUCACCAGGUCCCGAGUCGCCCGUUCAGCCACAGGUCGGAGGUCUCGACCCAAGACAUCAUAUCAGUUCGCCCAUCCCGCCGCACAUGCUCGCCACAAGCGGCUGAGACUUCGUCCUAAGCUCCUCCUGCAGCUACAACAGGUGUCGCAAACCCCUCGGCCCCUACCCGUGGUGGAUGUUCUGCCAUCGACGUCUUACCUACCACUAUUGGCUCGCAAGUUCCCGGCUAUCUAUCGGACCAGAAAUGGAUUGGGUCCGUAUGACCUAAUUGUGGUGUUGAGUGAACAAUAUGACCGGACGGUGGGCAGCAUUCCCGAAAAACGCGUGAGCUCGGAGGAUGAGGACGAAGACCAUCGCGAGGUAGUUGCCACGAUCUGCGAAAAGCAUGGGGAAGAUGCUCGACUGAAAGGAAAGGCAGAGAUAUGCCUGAACUUUGGGCCUGUUUGGGAGGCCUCGCCUCUCCCAAGCGGGACGUACGAAUUUGUCGCUCAGACAGAUAGCGGUGUUCAAAUCGUGCGGUGGGCUUUGCGAAGUGGGAGGAGUCGUCGGAUGACCACACCCAUAGGGGCACAAUUACGCGAGAACGGCAAACGCUUCACUUUCAGUGUCAUCGAUCCUACCACUCGCCGGCAUCCCGUUCUCGCUUCCAUGACUCGAAAUCGGUUAGAAAUCAAUGACGAAUAUUCCACCGCUGUUUGGUCCGGCACCGGUCCAACGACUCCAAACUCAGGAAUGUCGGUUGUGAGCGAUGCUUCGGAUGGAGAGACUCCCCUCAAUGGGAGCUUGGUCACCCUUGAUGAUGGACUGCGAACUUUGAUUGUAAUCACCGGCAUCUGGGUUGCCUUCCGUGAGGGGUGGUCAGACAACUUCCGCUACGACGAUCCGGUGUCUUCACCCAGCACAAAGUCAACGAUGUUUCCAACAUCUCUGAAAUAUCCAUCUCCGACGACUCCCAAAAAUGAAACCGACACUUUCCCGAAAAACGAUGAAGAUGGCAAACGCUGCAUGUCAAUUUCCAGUAUUCGCCGUUCCACAACCCCAUCCAUCAUAGAAAAAGCGCAAUUUGGUAGUUUGUCCAGGCGCUCCAACUCCACCGGUGCUGCGUUCAUGGAUCGAGCAAAACGACGAUCCGCUUCCGGGCUUAGCACUCGCCUGAACCGACACAGCAUGUUCACUACCUCGGGCGAGAACGGCCGCGACAUUGUUGUCUCCCGUCCUCCUUCUCCUCGCCAACCCUCCGUUGAGGUGGAAGAUCCAUAUAAUAGUGCUGGUCAUCCUGAAGCGAAAUCUCCUGCAAACGCCCAGCCGGAAAGAGAAAAUUUCAAAUCCAAACCGGGGCCAGAUCGGGAUCCUCUUGCUUCGAAUUCACGCAUCCCACAGCAUAACAGCACCCGCAAUAAGAAGCCAGAGUCCCCACUUCCCGAAGACGUCGCUACCCCCGACAAGGGCAAAGUUCGCCGCCGCCUCAGUUCUCUCUUUAGUAUCUUUCACCGAAAACACGAUAAUCAUUGA
Molecule: messenger RNA, 1575 nt
Organism: Penicillium digitatum Pd1
Lineage: Eukaryota; Fungi; Ascomycota; Eurotiomycetes; Eurotiales; Aspergillaceae
Source: RefSeq, a predicted model, not a curated record